UUGGUGAUAAAUGGAGGCAGAAUGCCGUAGUUCCAGGGUCAUUCGAACAUGAAAAAAAAAAGAAGUACGCGGUAUAAAGACAAUGCGUUUGUGAUUAUAACGAUAAAACGAAUUUAUUUGUAAAAUAGGAUAUAAUUAUUAUAAUUUUAUAAAAUUGUAAAUAAAAUAAUGUACAAAUUAAUUACACAAAUCACUGUAUACUAGGAAGGGUGACAAAUAGUGUUUUCGUUUUUCAUGUCCGUGACAGUUGUGAGCAAGGUUAUAAAUUGAUAAAUUUGUGAAUUAGAUACGUUCUAGUGGAAAAUAAUGGAUUCGGCUCCAGCCCAGGAAGUCACGGAGCUGCUGAAGCAGUGGGAGGAUCAGCAUUUGACGCCGAACUACGAUCCUAUACCCACUUUGACGAGGAUUGCGGAAAUAAUAGAAGCGGAGACGGAGAACUUCAUGAAGAAGGAUCCGGACCCGUUUGACGAGAGGCACCCGUCCCGGACGGACCCGGAGUGCGCGCUCGGGCAUGCGCUCAAGGUCAUGUUCAAGAAGGACUCCUUCAUGACCAAGCUAGUCAACGACUACGUACGCGACACGUACUACUCCCGCCAAAACAUCACCGGCCGAGACGUGCACAAGCUGAACGUAGCGGCCUGCCGCCUCACACUAGACCUCAUGCCUGGCCUCGAGAUGAGCGUCGUGUUCCAGGACAACGACGCGCUGAUCCACCGGCUGGUGGGGUGGGCGACGAGCUCGGCGGAGCCCCUGCAGUGCUACGCCACCGGGCUGCUCGCCGCCGCCAUGGAGGUGCAGGAGAUCGCCACCAACUUCAGGGAUAUCAACGCGAUGCUGGUGCCGCUCAUGCUGCGCCGGCUGCACGUGCUGAGGAACAAGAACCAGGAGGAAAAGCAAAGCAACCAAAACACGACGCCGCCGAGCCAGACGCGACACUUCGCGCGCUUCGACAAGAAGCGACAGGGCGACGUGAAGUGCAACGGGCCCAGCGACAAGCCCGGCAAGAAAGACCGGGAGAAAGACUCGGGCGGGGGCGACGUGGAGAUGGAGCCACUGUCGCCGGCCGACCCCGCCACACCUGUCAAAAACUGCAACUCAAAUGCAUCUUCGCCCCUGCACUGCGGCAUGAUGUCCCCCCCGCCGCGGCCGCCGCCCCUCGCCCCUCCCCCCGUGCUGCACGAGACCGAGUCCAACUCCAGCUGGGCCGAGAUGGAGACCUACGUCAUAGGAAAUAUCCAAAUCCACCCGCCGACGGACGCCACCAAGCAGAUGCUCAUACUGCGAUACCUCACACCCAUGGGCGAGUACCAAGAGUUCCUAUCGCACGUGUUCGCACAGAACGCGCUCGGGCUCAUCCUCGGCUACCUCAACGUGCGCGAGUCCCGAGACUCGAGGCUAGCCUUCGAGGCUCUAAAGUAUCUGGCGGCCUUGCUGUGCCACAAGAAGUUCUCCAUCGACUUUAUACACAUGGGCGGGCUGCAGAAAUUUCUCGAAGUACCUCGACCGUCGGUGGCGGCGACGGGAGUGUCGAUCUGUCUGUAUUACUUGGCCUACUGCGAGGACGCCAUGGAGCGAGUGUGCCUGCUGCCCCGAGCCACCCUUGCCGAUCUUGUCAAAUACGCUCUAUGGCUGCUGGAGUGUUCGCACGACUCGGGCCGCUGCCACGCCACCAUGUUCUUCGGCCUCUCCUUCCAGUUCAGGGUCAUUCUAGAGGAGUUCGACAACCAGGACGGGCUCCGAAAGCUGUAUAACGUAAUUUCAACGCUACCAAUACUGGGUUCAGACGAGGAGGAAUCUCGCGUAUCCGAGGACGAGACGUGCGCCGCCAGGCAGAUCGUGCGGCACGUCUGUGUUGCGCUUAGAAGGUACCUAGAGGCACACUUACGCCUGCGAGCAGCGCAAGUGGCACGCGCGCAGGGCGACGUCGUGCCGGAGCCGCCGCCAUACAAGGCAUCAAAAUCAUCCCCCGAAGAAAUACAAGAGCAAAUAGAACUGCUGCAGUCAGUGGCGUGGUCGCGUUGGGCGCCUGUUGACGAGCUAGUAGAGCUAGGAGGCAUCUCCUUACUGCUGCAGGUGGUCGGGCUGGCCUACGAGUGGAACUUCAACGGCAGAUCGGAAACGGUCCGCUCAGCGCUAGACGUGGUGUCCGUAUGCUGCGUCGCGCCAAGAGUCCAACUACUACUAACGGAAAAAGUGGACAUGCGAGACGCAGACAUGACGACUGGCGUCAACAUCGUGCUAGGCGCGGCGGACGGCGAGAUCGCACCGGAACCGGAAGUGCAAAAAGCGGCGCUCAACGUGCUCGUCAACUGCGUGUGCGCACCCGUGCACAGAGCAGGCACAUCGACGACGCGCUUCUCAAUAUCGGGGUCCAGCAAGAAGAAAACAGCGCUCAAGUCUUAUGAGGACGUCAUACAGAAAGUCUGGGAGAGCGUGCGCUCCAACAACGGGAUUAUGGUGUUAUUAUCCCUGAUGAUGGUGAAACAGCCCAUCACGGACGCGGACCGGCUGCGAGGGCUGGCGUGUCGCGCGCUGGCCGGGCUGGCGCGCUGCGCGACGGUGCGCCAGAUCAUCUCCAAGCUGCCUCUGUUCACCACCUCGCAGAUACAAGUGUUGAUGCGAGAUCCAAUCUUACAAGAAAAGCGUCAGGAGCAUGUGAUGUUCCAAAAGUACGCGUUAGAAUUGUUAGAGCGAGUCUCCGGGAAGAGCAAACACAUGGGCGCCGAGUUCGAGACCUCUCUAGCUAAUAUACAUCGGGCGAACGUGGUAGCCCAAACCCGCAUCCAUUACAACGAGCGUCAACUCCUGCAACUAGUAGCGGCACACCUGGCAGCGCGUGGUCUAAGCGAGAGCGCCGCCACGCUACAGCGCGAGGCGGCGCUCCCCGCGCCCGCGCCCGCGCAGCUGGCGCCCCCGCCGCCGCCCGUGUACACGCCGGCCGCCCCCGCCACGCCCACCGCGGCUCCACACAGGUCGCGUCUAUCCGGUGCGCGGUCUAGCACGAGCUCCCUGGCGCGCGACCACCACGACCUGUUCAACAACACUGCCGAGGAGAGCCCCGUGCCGCAAGUUAUUAAACUAAGAAAAGUCCAAAAUCAGUGCAUGUCCCCCGGAGCACAGAGCGGCGGCGAGCACCGGCGCUCCCUGCAGAAGCAGCUGAGCGCCGCCGCCGGCGACCCCGCGCUCACCGCGCACCGGGUCACCCUGCACUCCAUCAUCACCGAGUACCUCUACAACCAGCACGCCACCUGCAAGAACCCGGUGGUCACCUGCCCGCAGUUUAACCUGUUCGAGCCGCACAAGUGUCCCGACCCGCGCGGCGCGGGUUCCCUCCUCGCCGCGCCGGCGCCCAACGUGUGCGCGCGGCUCCUGCGCCGCGAGCUGGGCGCUCCGUGCGCCGCCAGUAGACGAGCCGACGCCAAGCUCGCGCACUCGCACUUCGCCGCCGCUCGCACGCUCAGGCUGCAGGACGACGACGCCUACUUCACGCACACCAUCUUCCACCCGACGCAACAGCAACUCCUAGCGGCGACGUCAUCCGGCGACAUCCGCAUCUUCAACCUGUUCAGCGGCGCCGAGGAGAACACCUACCAAGUGCACGAAUCCUACAUCUACCACAUGCAGGCGAGUCGCGACGGGCUGCUGCUGCUGGCGUCCGCCACCACCACGUGGCGGCCGCUCUCCGCGCUCUGGAACAUGAAAGAGUUCGAACAAAUGUUCCAACUGGAUAACGAGGAAUACGUAGAAUUUUCCAAAAUGUCCGACGACCGCAUAAUCGGCACGAAGGGCGAGACGGCCACCAUCUUCGACACCCGCACGGGAAGAGAACUGCUGACCCUCGCGCCGAGCAUCUCGAACCAGUACGCCAAGAACAGAGCCACCUUCAACCCCACCGACGAGCUGGUGCUGUCAGACGGCGUGCUGUGGGACGUGAACUCCGGCAAGGAGAUCCACAAGUUCGACAAGCUCAACCAGACGCACAGCGGCGUCUUCCAUCCGAACUCACUAGAAGUAAUAUCAAAUACAGAAGUAUGGGAUUUAAGGACAUUCCAUCUACUUAGGACAGUGCCAACUUUAGAUAAAUCAGAGGUGAUCUUCAACCCGACGGUGUCGGCGCUGUACGCCGUGUGCUCCGACCAGGACUCGGAGGAGCGCAGCCAGUUCGACACCAGCUUCAAGACGCUCGACCCCUUCGACUACUCCAGCAUAGCGACGAUCGAUGUGAAGCGCAACAUCUACGCGCUGAGCGUGAACCGGUGGGGCACGCAGAUCAGCGUGGUCGAGAACAUGGGCGACUUCGACCAGAUGCAGGAGUCGGCCGUCAAGAUAUACGACGUGGGCCGCAAGCGGGACCACGACGACGACGCGGAGGAGGAGGAGGAGGAGGAGAUGGCGGGCGGCUCCGAGAACGACGACAACUCCGACUCCGGUUCCGGCGACGACGAAGCUUCCAACCUGCUCCGCAACGCGGUGAUGGAACUAGCCGGCGGGAGCUCCGGCGAGAGCAGCCACGACGACAACGACCGCCCGCGGCGACGCCGCCGCCAGCGCCGGAGACGGCCGACAGAUGGCGGCAGCAGCGACAGCGACGACGACGACGUGCGCCUCGACGACAUCAUCCAGUUCGAGCUCGACUAGCAAACAAUACACGUGUUCACUUUACUGCC
Cydia fagiglandana is the source of this 4667-nucleotide messenger RNA. RefSeq names its product protein mahjong (gene mahj). Gene Ontology annotation, cellular component: nucleus; Cul4-RING E3 ubiquitin ligase complex. Gene Ontology annotation, biological process: protein ubiquitination. The transcript has 34 exons. Bases 307 to 4638 code for a protein of 1443 amino acids. Gene Ontology annotation, molecular function: protein binding. The record is from RefSeq and is a predicted model, not a curated record. NCBI's taxonomy places the organism in Eukaryota, Metazoa, Arthropoda, Insecta, Lepidoptera, Tortricidae.